Messenger RNA from Prunus armeniaca (apricot), 531 nucleotides. NCBI's taxonomy places the organism in Eukaryota, Viridiplantae, Streptophyta, Magnoliopsida, Rosales, Rosaceae. The record is from the annotation of a GenBank genome assembly.
AUGAAGCAGUAUGUGCGUGCCGCCCACUGCCCUCAGGUCUUCGGCAUAGAGGACGAUCGGUGCCGAAAGCUGCCGAAGGUGGGAUGGGAGCCCAUCACAUUUAGUGAAGAAGAGGAGGAGGGGAUCAUCUACCCCCACGACAACCCAAUGAUCAUUCGGGCCGAGAUCGCCGACUACGAUGUGGGUCGGGUGCUGAUUGACACCGGAAGCUCGGUGAACGUGAUCUUUGCCGAUGCGUUCAAGGGACUGGGGAUUGCCGACAGCAUGGUCAAUCGGCAAAUCACGCAUCUCCUCAGUUUUUCUGGAGAUCUGGUCCAACCGGUCGGUAGCAUCAGUCUGCCCAUCGCCUUCGGCGUCGCCCCUAGGAAAACCAUGACCUACGAUCAAUUCCUCAUUGUUGACUGCCCAACGGCAUACAACGUCAUCAUACGCACGGAUCGUAUUGCUGAUGAAGUUCCCGACACGCAACGGUACCGGAGCCAUCCGGGGCGAUCAGCUCAGCGCACGGACGUGCUAUGCCACGACCCUUAA